This is a messenger RNA of Polyodon spathula (Mississippi paddlefish), 917 nucleotides long. RefSeq names its product proteasome 20S subunit beta 4 (gene psmb4). The transcript is spliced from 7 exons. Gene Ontology annotation, cellular component: proteasome core complex. The record is from RefSeq and is a predicted model, not a curated record. The coding region runs from base 18 to 794 and encodes 258 amino acids. Lineage: Eukaryota; Metazoa; Chordata; Actinopteri; Acipenseriformes; Polyodontidae.
CGCCGCCAGUUUGUGAAAUGGACGCGAGAGGAGUGAAGCUCAGUUUCUGGGCAGACGGACCGAAACCCGGCGAAUUGUUUUCGUUUCCAGGCAGCAGGAGCAGCACAGCCCCGGGAUGCGGGCCCGUGAGGCACACGCUGAACCCCAUGAUCACAGGCACCUCAGUCCUGGGCGUGAAGUUCGAUGGCGGUGUCAUCAUCGCGUCGGACAUGCUGGGCUCAUAUGGCUCGCUCGCCCGAUUUCGGAACAUCUCGCGCCUCAUGAAGGUGAACAGCAGCACCAUCCUGGGAGCCUCUGGAGACUACGCUGACUACCAGCACCUCAAACAGGUCCUCGAGCAGAUGGUUAUCGACGAGGAGCUCCUGGGAGACGGGCACAGCUACAGCCCCAAAGCCAUCCACUCCUGGCUGACCAGAGUCAUGUACAACCGCAGGAGUAAGAUGAACCCGCUGUGGAACACGGUAGUCAUCGGGGGCUUCUACAACGGAGAGAGUUUCUUGGGCUAUGUUGACAAGCUGGGUGUUGCUUAUGAGGCUCCUACUGUUGCUACCGGGUUUGGCGCCUACCUGGCACAGCCCCUGAUGAGAGAGGUGUUGGAAUCCAAACCCACGAUCAGUAAAGAGGAAGCCCGGGCUCUGAUCGAGCGCUGCCUCAAAGUGCUGUACUACAGAGACGCGCGCUCCUACAACAGGUAUGAGAUUGCAAUUGUAACGGAGGCUGGUGUGGAGAUCGAGGGGCCGCUCUCUUCAGAGACCAACUGGGAGAUCGCACACAUGAUCAGCGGGUUUGAAUGAGGCCGAGGUUUUGAAGAUCCCUACUAUUCUGUUAUUGAAGUCCGCUAUUCUGAUCUCACUACUGUGUAAACGCUUUAGGUAAUGGUUUUUGUAAAAGGAAAAAAAUAAAAACGUGAAAAGAUA